Cryptomeria japonica (Japanese cedar) is the source of this 912-nucleotide messenger RNA. Its product is annotated as E3 ubiquitin-protein ligase PUB23-like. The record is from RefSeq and is a predicted model, not a curated record. NCBI's taxonomy places the organism in Eukaryota, Viridiplantae, Streptophyta, Pinopsida, Cupressales, Cupressaceae. Gene Ontology annotation, molecular function: ubiquitin protein ligase activity. Gene Ontology annotation, biological process: protein ubiquitination. The coding region runs from base 1 to 912 and encodes 303 amino acids. The transcript has a single exon.
AUGGCAAGCGAUGAAAAGCCUAAGAGAUUAUGCAAUGACAGGCGAAUUGGUUCAAGUAUCCCCAAAUUCCUGUGCUGUCCUCUCUCAGGCAAACUUAUGAGAGACCCAGUUAAAACAGACAGUGGCACAAUAUACGACCGUAGCAGCAUUCAAGAAUGGCUUGACAAAGGUAACAUCCAUUGCUUUAUUACAGGCAAACAAAUCUCUCGCACUCUCAUUUCUAACAGGAAGUUACAACUUCACAUCAAUGAAUGGAAAAGACUUUAUCCCCAAAUCAAAGAUGCAGCCCAAAAUGAAGUAGAGGGGCUGUUGCAGAAGCUCAGAAAUCAAGAGUAUCGGAGAGACAAAUUGCUCAAUAUAUUAAAAAGACUAAGAAUUCUUCUAAAGAGAGAACGAUGGCCUCCACAGGAGCUACAGAAAUAUAGACCUGGUGACAUUUUGGCAGACAAGCUAGCCUCUACUAUUCAUCUUGAAGACAGAGAUGAAGCUGCAGAAGAGAUAAUUUGUAUGUUUAAAUAUCUGCUUGUGGACUUUAUCACAAUGCAAAAGAUCAUGAACCCUAGAGCACUUGGUACGGUGGUUUUUGCUAUGAGAAAUGGGAAGCUGAAGAGGAGAAUUGAAGCUGUGCAGCUUAUUAAUAGAGUGACAGUAGUAGACCAAGUUGGGUGUUUGAAGGGGCUUAUAAAAGGACUCUUAGAGCUCCUAGAUUGCUCACUUGUAGAUUGCACUGUCAAAGCAUGUACCAUGAUAACUUUGAGAAGGUUUUGUAGGAGAGGAGAGAUUAAACAGAGAUUGAAGGAAGAGGGAGUUGUGAGGAUUGUUAGAAGAAUGUGGUCUAAUCAUGGUAAUGAUCAUGAUCAGGUUAUGCUAUCCAGAGCUUCCGAGCUGCUCCAAGUCCUGCUUGAGAAUUAA